AUGGCUCACUCCACCACCUUGGCCCUGCACCUGCUGGUCGUCGUCGUGCUGGUGGCGCUCACCUUUGCUGCCUCGGCCAGUGUCUCCACCCCCGUAAACAAGUCGUGCGUCACCGGUAGCGCCGGCGCCAGUGUGAGCAUUGGCUACGGCGGGGCAAGAGCCAGCGCCGGCGCUGGCGUGUCCCUGGGUGCCGACGCGUACCGGACCACCUGCCCCCGCGCCGAGGAGGUCGUCCGUGCGGCCGUCGAGAGGGCCGUCGCUACCGACCCACGCAUGGCAGCGUCUCUCCUGCGCCUCCAUUUCCACGACUGCUUCGUCAACUCGGGCGGGCCGAGCUGGGAGGUAGAGGUCGGCCGGAAGGACAGCCGCACCGCCAGCCUGCAGGGCGCCAACAUCAACCUCCCAGCACCGACGUCUGGCAUCGCCACCCUCGUGCAGAAGUUCAGGAACGUCGACCUCUCUGCCAAGGACAUGGUCGCACUCUCCGGCGCGCACACCAUCGGGAAAGCGCGGUGCACUUCGUUCAGUGCGCGCCUUGCCGGCACCGGCGGCGUCUCGGAAGGCGGCGCGGGCGCGUUCAAGGACCUGACCUUCCUGGAGUCGCUGCAGCAGCUGUGCACGGGGUCGGCUGGAUCGGCGCUGGCGCACCUGGACCUCGCCACCCCAGCGACCUUCGACAACCAGUACUACAUCAACCUGCUCUCCGGCGACGGCCUGCUGCCGUCAGACCAGGCGCUAGCGUCGUCGUCGUCGGGUGCCGGUGCCGUGCCCGGGGUAGAGGCGGACGUCGCUAGCCUCGUCGCCAUCUAUGCCUUCGACGCUUCCGUGUUCUUCCAGGACUUCGCGGAGUCCAUGCUGCGGAUGGGGAGGCUUGCACCGGGCGUCGGCACCAGUGGCGAGGUCCGCCGGAACUGCCGGGUGGUGAACAGCUCCGGCUAG
Miscanthus lutarioriparius is the source of this 939-nucleotide messenger RNA. NCBI's taxonomy places the organism in Eukaryota, Viridiplantae, Streptophyta, Magnoliopsida, Poales, Poaceae. The record is from the annotation of a GenBank genome assembly.